GGAAAUCGGAUUUCUCCGAACAGCGGAUACGGGCGCGUAGUGAAAGCAUAUCGAGGGAGUUAGUCUACUAGAAACCGUGAAACGAGACGAAACCAUUCUCGAUAUGACCUCUCUUAAAGGUCUCGUUUUGGUGGUGUUCCUUCUUGGAACCGUCUGGGGCUACCAGAUUAAACCUAGAAAUUAUGAGAAAAUCGUCGAGCAGCAGAAAAAGUUUGAUGAACAAUUCGCUGAGGAAUUCCUGGUCGAGCAUCUCAAAUACACGGAAACUGGUGAGAAAUCAGCCAGGCUGGAGGAGAUGUUCGAGUAUCUCCGCCACAAGCCGGACAUGUUUCGUCUAGAGGUUGAAGAUCAUCCCAUCGCGUACCAAACAACGGAAUGUACCGCCUGUCGAGCGCUGGCAACCACCUACCUAAUGUACCGCCGAGUACUGAAUUGGGACCGUGAGAGGAUCGCCGCACAAGCGGCCUCCACCUGUGAUACCUUAGGGAUCUUACUGCCGGAUAGCUGUGUCAGCAUUAUUGACAAAAAUAUUGACAUUUUCCUGUACAUCAUCGACAACAAACCGAGCCUUAGUGCACAAACUUUCUGCGGAGUUAUUUUCCAAUCUGGUGCAUGCGUGUUGGAGGAUCCAGAAUUUCUUGACUGGACGAUCAACAUUGCCGCCGGGGGAACACCGAUCACCGCCCAUAAAACUGGUCCAAGCCGCAGCGCCAGCGAUUUUAAGAUUAUCCACAUGACCGAUCUGCAUUACGAUCCGAACUAUCGGCCAGGAUAUAAUGCCGUUUGUGGUGAGCCUUGCUGUUGCCGUGUGAACCAAGGAGUGCCAGCGGAUCCUGCCGAUGGCGCCGGUGAGUGGGGAGAUUAUCGGGACUGCGGUUCCCCGUGGAAAACAAUUGACAAUACUGUCUAUCAGGCCGCCAGCCAGCACCCAGACGUUUCCUACGUGUACCACACUGGAGAUAUCAUUGAUCAUGGAGUUUGGGAAACAACGAAGGAAGGGAACAUCCGAUCAAUCUCACAGGUAAACACCCUUCUCAAGAAAGUUUUCGCGGGAAAACCAGUGUACAGCGCGCUGGGUAACCACGAGAUUACCCCAACGAAUGUCUUCGCUCCAAGUCACAUUACCGUCCCGGAGUUCUCCCCGAGUUGGGUAUAUACGUUAGUAGCUGAUUUGUGGGCCGAUUGGCUGCCCUCAACAGCACGUGCAACUAUCCUCCAAGGUGGUUACUACACUGCUCUGGUUCGACCCGGUUUCCGUGUGAUAUCUAUUAACAACAACGAUGCGUACACCUUCAACUGGUGGGUUCUGUACGAUCCUGCCUAUCUGAUCAAUCAACUUCAGUGGCUGCACGAUACGCUUCUGCAAGCGGAACAAGCAGGGGAAAAGGUUCACAUUUUGGCCCAUAUCCCGGUCGGAUCUGGAUCAUCUUUUAUCACCUGGUCUCAGCAGUAUCGCCGCAUUGUGGAUCGCUUCUGGAACACCAUUGCGGCUCAUUUCCAUGGCCACACGCACGCUGAUGAAUUUAACGUUUUCUACUCAGCCGCCAAUCCGCAGUAUGCCGUCAAUGUCGCCUUCAACGCCGGAGGAGUCGUUCCGUUCAGUAACUACAAUCCGAACUACGUCGUGUACUACGUGAACCCGGUCACUUACGAAGUUACCGAUUUCGAAUCCUUCUACUUCAACCUAACGGAAGCCAAUAUGCACCCGCUAAGGAACCCCGUCUGGCAGAACCUAUACUCCUUCGCGCAGGACUUCGGCCUUUCGGACGUUUCACCGGCUUCGCUAGAUACUUUGGCACGACGCUUCGGUGCCAAUCCAACCGACCUGCACCGCUUCUGGGAGCUGAAGGUAAAACGCGGUGAUCCCUUCCUGGAGCGUGGCUGCGACAAUAGCUGCCUGCUCGGUCACCUGUGCUCCAUCGUCACUAACGAGGCCAACGACGACACCAAGUGCAACGAAAUGGUUUCGAUUUUUCGCAAAAGCGAGAAUGAACGAUGGGAUCGGGGUGCAUAAAUGAUUGGAACACGGUUUGGUCUCAUA
Wyeomyia smithii (pitcher-plant mosquito) is the source of this 2041-nucleotide messenger RNA. Its product is annotated as sphingomyelin phosphodiesterase-like. The transcript has 3 exons. Lineage: Eukaryota; Metazoa; Arthropoda; Insecta; Diptera; Culicidae. Gene Ontology annotation, cellular component: lysosome. The record is from RefSeq and is a predicted model, not a curated record. Gene Ontology annotation, biological process: sphingomyelin catabolic process; ceramide biosynthetic process. Bases 104 to 2014 code for a protein of 636 amino acids. Gene Ontology annotation, molecular function: acid sphingomyelin phosphodiesterase activity.